Molecule: messenger RNA, 1431 nt
Organism: Aspergillus chevalieri
Lineage: Eukaryota; Fungi; Ascomycota; Eurotiomycetes; Eurotiales; Aspergillaceae
Exons: 1
Coding region: 1-1431 (476 amino acids)
Source: RefSeq, a predicted model, not a curated record
AUGAAUCUUCUGUACCUUCUCGGGCUCUCAGCCCUAUCAACGGCCUUUUCGCCCAUCAACAAUACCAACCACAUCUUCAAUGCAAUUCAUUCUUCGAUGCGCCAAUGGGGCUCCUCCCUAAACCACAACGGCAUGUCCUUCUUCCUUGCCUCCGUCCCCGAAGGAACAACCCUCUAUCACGGAUCUUCCCACCCGAAUACCCUUAUCGAAACCGGGUAUGUGGCAUUCGAUCCCGAGCACGCAUUGGUAUUUGCCCGACCGCCUCACCACCCGAAACACGCUCUCCACGAUGGACAAGUUCAACAGAAGAUCGUAACGUCGAAACAUGGCGAUCCAAUGGAAGACCAAGCAGGCUGGCUUCAUACGUACCGGACUACCAAGGAAUUAAGACUUGUGUACGUCGAUGGCAUGUCGGCUGGGAAGUCACAUAUUGGAACGUUGGACUCCCAGGAUCGCAUCCUCUUCAACGAUACGAUCCCGUCUGGCGGUGUUAGCCAGGAAACGGAGCGCGCAAAGGCAGUGUGUCGCAUUUCCGCUGACGAAUGGGAUAACCGGAUUGAUGGCGUUAUUCGCAUGGCUGCCGGAUUUGAAAUUAUUCUCUGUGCACCAGAGGAGAACCUGGUUGCGGAGCGAGUGACAAAGUCCUGGAUUCACAAGCCGAAGCAUCAUGGCGACCACAAGCCACAGCAAGGCAAGCCGGGCGAACUGCUUCGCGUUGUGACGUCAAGAUACAAUGGCAUCGGAGGAGAUCGGGUGAAGGUCAACUAUGACCACUUCGUCUCUGUAUACGAUAGCGAUCUCAAUGUCUUUUCAGCGAACAGCUCACACAGCACACAGCCUCGACUCACACAUCUGUCCAAAGCAUCAAUCCAGAAAAUCAGACAGAGGCUUACAGAUUUGGUCAUGGACCACGAUGUGCAUGGGAAAGUCAACUGGCAGGCUAUUGCUGAUAUGACUGUCCAGCAGUAUGGUCGCCGUCUGCAAGACUUGGUCUCCUCUCCUCGGUUCAGGACCAUGGAAUCACUGAAAGCAGAAAUUGUGCAAAUGUGGGAAGCAUUUGUUGACUUGGACUAUUCAAGCGCGGACGUUGAAAUCCAACGCUGUACAAACCGGUUCAUCCCACAUGCUGCUUCCAAAACAUCGCUAGCCCAUAAUGUUACCUAUACUAUCAACGAGCAGAUAUGCUCUACGUUUGCGACGGUUCUCUAUGACGAUCAUGAUCAUACAAUUGCAAUUGGUCGUCUUCAGGAGUUGAUAGAUUAUCUCUCUUGGACUGUCUGGAAGGAAUGUCGCGAUUGCCGAGAUGACGAGUUUUGUGCUAUUCCGAUUUGGCCUCAGGGGUCGUUGGAGGAUUAUGAGGAUCCGAGGUGUCAGCGGUAUUAUUCUGCGUAUGCCGGGGAGAAUGAUUACUGGGGACCUAUUUUUCAUUGA